This is a messenger RNA of Hemiscyllium ocellatum (epaulette shark), 1143 nucleotides long. RefSeq lists its product as uncharacterized. The transcript has a single exon. The record is from RefSeq and is a predicted model, not a curated record. NCBI's taxonomy places the organism in Eukaryota, Metazoa, Chordata, Chondrichthyes, Orectolobiformes, Hemiscylliidae. The coding region runs from base 1 to 1143 and encodes 380 amino acids.
AUGGGGAGGGGGCAGGGACCGGGGAGCGCUGUCAGGGUCUGGGGGCAUGGGGAGGGGGCAGGGACCGGGGAGCGCUGUCAGGGUCUGGGGGCCUGGGGAGGGGGCAGGGACCGGGGAGCGCUGUCAGGGUCUGGGGGCCUGGGGAGGGGGCAGGGACCGGGGAGCUCUGUCAGGGUCUGGGGGCCUGGGGAGGGGGCAGGGACCGGGGAGCGCUGUCAGGGUCUGAGGGCCUGGGGAGGGGGCAGGGACCGGGGAGCGCUGUCAGGGUCUGAGGGCCUGGGGAGGGGGCAGGGACCGGGGAGCGCUGUCAGGGUCUGGGGGCCUGGGGAGGGGGCAGGGACCGGGGAGCGCUGUCAGGGUCUGGGGGCAGGGACCGGGGAGCACUGUCAGGGUCUGGGGGCAGGGACCGGGGAGCACUGUCAGGGUCUGGGGGCCUGGGGAGGGGGCAGGGACCGGGGAGCUCUGUCAGGGUCUGGGGAGGGGGCAGGGACCGGGGAGCGCUGUCAGGGUCUGGGGGCAGGGACCGGGGAGCACUGUCAGGGUCUGGGGGCAGGGACCGGGGAGCACUGUCAGGGUCUGGGGGCAGGGACCGGGGAGCACUGUCAGGGUCUGGGGGCAGGGACCGGGGAGCACUGUCAGGGUCUGGGGGCCUGGGGAGGGGACAGGGACCGGGGAGCGCUGUCAGGGUCUGGGGGCAGGGACCGGGGAGCACUGUCAGGGUCUGGGGGCCUGGGGAGGGGGCAGGGACCGGGGAGCACUGUCAGGGUCUGGGGGCCUGGGGAGGGGGACAGGGACCGGGGAGCACUGUCAGGGUCUGGGGGCUGGGGAGGGGGCAGGGACCGGGGAGCACUGUCAGGGUCUGGGGAGGGGGCAGGGACCGGGGAGCGCUGUCAGGGUCUGGGGGCCUGGGGAGGGGGACAGGGACCGGGGAGCACUGUCAGGGUCUGGGGGCCUGGGGAGGGGGCAGGGACCGGGGAGCGCUGUCAGGGUCUGGGGAGGGGGCAGGGACCGGGGUGCUCUGGGCGGACCCUGGUGAUGCACUGGGCGGGUCCUGACGUCGCACUGGGCGUGGUCUGGCGGUGCACUGGGCGGGACCUGGUGGUGGACGGAGUGGGGCGGGGCCCGGAGCGGGCCGGAGUCUGA